Molecule: messenger RNA, 3066 nt
Organism: Oryza sativa Japonica Group (Japanese rice)
Lineage: Eukaryota; Viridiplantae; Streptophyta; Magnoliopsida; Poales; Poaceae
Product: G-type lectin S-receptor-like serine/threonine-protein kinase At2g19130
Biological process (GO): protein phosphorylation; recognition of pollen
Molecular function (GO): protein serine/threonine kinase activity; ATP binding
Source: RefSeq, a predicted model, not a curated record
AAAAGACAGAUAUCAAAAGGCUGACUGACCAAAAGAAAGGGUGUAAUUUUUACGACGAAUAUUUAGAUAAGACGAAAAUAAUGGGUACCAAUAAGCUUGCACCUAACGUGUAGAAAAUUCACACCCCGGAUAGCCGGCCGACGCUGGCAAACGUCAACUUACCCAUACCCAUCGAUCGAUUCGAUUCCUUUUUAUAUUAAUUAAUAUCUGUCGCUCCUCCUCGCAAAGCUAAUAUCUGUCGUAGCUAGCUAGCUAGUGGAGGUUUGUGUUUGGUGGAGCAAUGGCGGCUCGGGGUGGACGACGACGACGACCGUGGUGGUGGUCGUCCUCCUGCCGCUGCUCUCCGCUCCUUCAGCUGGCGCUGAUCAUCAGCAGCUGCCUGCUGCUGUGGCCGCACCAAGGGGUGGCUCUGGCUCCGUCGCGCGCCGCCGCCACCGAUACCUUGGCCGUCGGCCGGCCGCUUUCAGGCGGGCGGAGGCUGGUGUCCAAGGGUGGCAGGUUCGCGGUAGGCUUCUUCCAGCCAGAUAACGCCUUGCAGCGUUGGUACAUGGGCAUCUGGUACCACAAAACCCGAGAACACACCAAGCUGUGGGUUGCCAACAGGCAGGCCCCACUCACCGACCCGGAAUCGUCGCAGCUCUCCAUCUCGAGCGACGGCAACAUGGUCCUCCUCGACCGCGCCACCAGGUCACCGGUCUGGUCCACCAACAUCACCGGCAUCGCCGCCGCCGCCAACUCCACGGUCGGUGUCAUCCUCAACACCGGCAACCUUGUCCUUGCCGACGCGUCCAACACCUCCGCCGUGCUGUGGCAGAGCUUCGACCACCUGGACAACACGUGGCUCCCCGGCAGCAAGCUCCGCCGGAACAAGCUCACCGGCGAGGCGACACGCCUGGUCGCGUGGAAAGGUUCCAACGACCCGACCCCGGGCAUGUUCUCCCUCGAGCUCGACGCCGGCGGCGGCGGCGCGAGCCAGCACCUGCGGCUCGCCUGGAACGGCAGCCACCAGUACUGGAGAGGCGGCGGCGGCAACUGGACGACCGCGCCGGAGGAAUCGGGACCUGAAGGUCAGUCGCCGUACACCUUCCUCUACGUCGACGCCGAGAACGAGAGCUACGUCGUCUUCGAAGUCAAGGACGAGGCCCUGUUGUCGCGGAUCGUCGUGGGAGUGGCGGGGCAGAUCAUGCUGUGGGGGUGGGUGGAGUCCGCCGCCACCUGGGUGCUCUUCUGGUCAGAGCCCACGCUGUGCGACGUCUACUCGCUCUGCGGCUCCUUCAGCGUCUGCACCGACGGCUCUGUGCCGGAGUGCGGCUGCCUCCAGGGAUUCGUGGAGCGGCAGCCGCGGCAGUGGCUGUACGGCGACCAAACCGCUGGCUGCGCCCGGAUCACCGGCCUGCAGAUGCCGUGCGGCGGCGGCGGCCAGGCGUCGGGCAAGACGACGAAGCGCGACGACACGUUCUUCACGAUGCCCAAGGCGAACAGUCUGCCCACCGGCGGCGUGGCCGCGCCGUCCGCGACCGCGAGCGCUCACGACGACUGCGAGCUCGCGUGCCUCGGCAACUGCUCCUGCACCGCCUACUCCUACAACGGCAGCUGCACGCUCUGGUACGGCGACCUCAUCAACCUCCGGGGCGCGAACGGCUCCGGCACCGACGGCUACAGAAUUUCGAUCCGCCUCGGCGUGGCGUCCGACUUGUCCGGCACCGGGAACACCAAGAAAAUGACCAUCGGACUCGUCGUCGCCGGAGUUGUCGCCGCCGCAGUGACCCUCGCCGUUCUGGUCGCGGUGCUCGUCAUGAGAAGCAGAAGGGCGAAGGCGUUGCGGAGACUGGAGGACUCCUCCUCCUUCUUGACGGUGUUCACGUACCGUGACCUGCAGCUCGUGACCAACAACUUCUCCGACAAGAUCGGCGGCGGCGCCUUCGGGUCGGUGUUCAAGGGCGCGCUGCCGGGGGACGCGACGCCGGUGGCGGUGAAGAAGCUCGAGGGCGUUGGUCAGGGCGAGAAGCAGUUCCGCGCGGAGGUGAGCACCAUCGGCAUGAUCCAGCACGUCAACCUGAUCAGGCUGCUCGGCUUCUGCACCGACCGAACACGGAGGCUGCUCGUGUACGAGCACAUGCCCAACGGCUCGCUGGACAGGCACCUCUUCGGCUCCGGCUCCGGCCAUGGCGGCGGCGUCCUGAGCUGGAAGACGAGGUACCAGAUCGCCCUGGGCGUCGCGAGAGGGCUGCACUACCUGCACGACAAGUGCAGGGACCGCAUCAUCCACUGCGACGUCAAGCCGGAGAACAUCCUCCUCGACGGCGCGUUCGCCGCCAAGGUCGCCGACUUGGGGCUCGCCAAGCUCAUGGGCCGCGACGACUCCAGCCGCGUGCUGACGACGACGCGCGGGACCGUGGGGUACCUGGCGCCGGAGUGGAUCGCCGGCACGGCGGUCACGGCGAAGGCGGACGUGUACAGCUACGGGAUGAUGCUGUUCGAGAUCGUAUCCGGGAGGAGGAACGUGGAGCAGCGGCGGCGGCAGGCGGAGGCGGCCGACGACGACGAGUACGACAGCGGCGCCGGCGGCACGGUGGAGGCGGACUUCUUCCCGUUGACGGCGGUGAGGAUGCUGUUCGACGGCGACGGCGACCUCAGGGACGCGGUGGACGGCAAUCUGGGCGGGGAGGUCGACAUGGGAGAGGUGGAGAGGGCGUGCAAGGUGGCGUGCUGGUGCGUGCAGGACGCGGAGAGCGCGAGGCCGACCAUGGGGAUGGUGGUGAAGGCCCUGGAGGGGCUCGUCGACGUCAACUUUCCCCCGAUGCCGAGGUUGUUCAUGGUAGGGCUGUCAACGGGCUCUUCUCACACAUAAGCUACUUGGAGUUGGAGUAGCUUAUGACAAAUUUAAAAAUAAAAUAUAUUAAUAUACGCAAAAUCUAUUUCGAGAGGCAUCUUGAUUUAGACUUAACGAGCGACGCAGACAAUUACGUGAGAAGUACCAGUAGCGUUACAGACAUGCAUGCAAGUAGUUUUUCUAUUAGGUUGUGCAUUUUUUUCUUCUUAUGAAAUUUUCUCUUAAACUAUUCA